GUUAUUGUAACCUGCACUACUUGCCACAUGUACAGUUUAGCUUCUUCCGUCAGCAUAGAGGGGUUUACAUGUGCUAAGUGUAUUGAAGUAGUAAGGCUGACGGAGAAGGUUGCAGAACUAGAAGCACGCAUCCGAACGCUAGUUGAGGACAGUAAGACCGCUAAUGUUAAUGUUACAAACACUGUUUCGGGUGCGCCUAGUGUUAAGCGUAAUACACAUGGCUCGGUUCCGACUUCAGAGUCAAGGCGGCUGACUAACUGGGUGACUGUCAGGCGGCCUAGUCACAUUCAGCAUCCAAAUCACAUUCCUGUUUUAAUAUCAAACAGAUUUUCUCCACUCAGCAAUACACCGGCUGAGACAUCUGUUAAAGGUGCCCUGGUUAUUGGAGAUUCUAUACUCAGGAACGUUGGCAUUGAGGCACCAGCCACCAUAGUCGAUUGUAUACCGGGAGCCAGAGCGUCUGACAUUAGAUCCAAACUUAAAGUGCUGGCUAAUGCUAACCGUAAGUUUUCUAAGAUUGUUAUUCACGCCGGCACGAAUGACACGAGACUCCGCCAGUCGGAGAUCACCAAAGAUACUAUUAAAGAGGUGUGUGAAAUUGCAAAAACAAUGUCAGACAAUGUAAUUUGCUCUGGUCCCCUCCCCGCCUACCGGGGGGAUGAAACUUACAGUAGAUUAGUGUCUCUUCAUGGCUGGAUGUCAAAGUGGUGCCCUCAGCAUAACGUAGGGUUUAUAGACAAUUGGAAGCAUUUCCGGGGAAGACCUGACCUGCUAAAGAGAGAUGGCCUCCAUCCGUCUCCGGAAGGAAGUGCUAUACUCUCUAGAAAUCUGACCAAUAGUCUUACUUUUGAUAUUGUCUGACUAUCCAGGGCCCAGGUCAGGAAACAGACAGAUCGGCUUACCCAUCAGUCUGUUAGCUGCCUUGACAUGUCAAGAUCACAUAUAUCCCAGCACAUAGAGCCUUUUUUAACAGAGUACCAACACAUCUCGACUGUGUCUGUUCCUCGAACAAAUAAAUACAGAGCACCGUUUACCUUGUCUCGUACAAAUCUUAUUAACAUAAAAUUAGAACACAAUACAUUAACAGAUGAAACUCAUAUGUUAAAAUUCGGCCUUCUUAACAUUAGAUCGCUUACCAAUAAAGAACCAAUUAUCAAUGAAAUAAUUACUGACCAAAACUUAGAUGCACUCUGUUUAACAGAAACCUGGCUUAAAGCAGACGAUUACACCAGUUUAAACGAAUCCACCCCACAAGACUAUUAUUAUAAACAUGUUCCUCGUCUAAAAGGGAGAGGGGGUGGUGUAGCUACAAUAUACAAUAAAAUAUUCAAAGUAAACCAGAAAUCCAACCUAAAAUUUAAUUCGUUUGAAAUAAUACUGUUAAAUAUGGAAAUAACUGAUCGCAACAACAAACGGCUUUCAUUCAUUUUAGCUACCAUAUAUAGGCCUCCGGGCCACCACACAGAUUUUCUUAAAGAAAUAGCAGACUUCCUAUCUGAGCUUACAGUCACUGUAGAUAAAGCUCUUAUCGUUGGUGAUUUUAAUAUCCAUGUGGAUAAUCCAAAAGAUGCAUUAGGACGUGCGUUUAUGGAUGUUCUAAAUUCUCUAGGCAUUAAACAAAACGUGUCAGGGCCCACGCAUACUCGUAAUCACACACUAGACUUAAUUCUGUCACUCGGACUCAAUAUUAAUGACAUCGAAAUAUCACCCGAGAGCGAUGCAGUUUCAGACCAUUUAUUUCUGUCAUACACAAUACUUCUAGAUAGGACCGCUCAGUCUACAACAUGCUACAGAUUAGCCAGAACAAUAAUUUCCACCACUAAAGAUAGCUUUAGUAGCACUCUUCCAGACCUGUCUCAAAUGAAACAUGUAGCAGAUAACUGUGAAGAUCUAGAUAUUAUAAUAGAAAACCUGAACAACGUCUGCUCUAGCACGUUGGAUGCCGUUGCUCCCAUUCGAAAAAAGAGAAUCAAAGAAAAACGGCCAGCUCCAUGGUAUGACCAUCAUACUUCAGCCCUUAAAAAAGUAGCUAGAAAAAUGGAAAGAAACUACCGAAGCACAAAGUUAGAGGUAUGGCGUUCAGCAUGGAAAGAGAGUGUUAAACACUACACACAGGCUAUUAAAACUGCCAGAUCUACCCAUCUCAGUACGCUUAUUAAAGAAAAUCAUAACAACCCUCGUUUCCUAUUUAGCACAGUUGCGAAACUGACUAGAAACAAAGAACAAACAAAAACCAAUAGUAAACUCCAACACAAUAGUAACGAUUUCAUUAACUUCUUUUCUAACAAAAUUAUGUUUAUUAGGGAAAAUAUAGAAACUACGCAAGCAGCCACCACUCUACCCAAUAGUACAUUUUCCACUAGAUUACCAAACGAACAUCUUGAGUCAUUUAAUCCUACUACAAUAGAAGAGCUCUCUAAACUAGUAACGUCAUCCAAAUCAUCGCCCUGUAUACUAGACCCCGUUCCCACAAAAUUACUAAAAGAGGUAUUUCAUGUAGUGUCAGACACGGUACUUAAUAUCUUUAACUCAUCUCUAGAAUUAGGAUACAUUCCAACAGCUUUCAAACUAGCAGUUAUUAGACCGCUCAUUAAAAAACCAAACCUUGACCAGGGAGAUCUUAAUAACUUUAGACCAAUCUCAAAUCUACCUUUUCUUUCUAAAAUAUUAG
Molecule: messenger RNA, 2671 nt
Organism: Misgurnus anguillicaudatus (oriental weatherfish)
Lineage: Eukaryota; Metazoa; Chordata; Actinopteri; Cypriniformes; Cobitidae
Source: RefSeq, a predicted model, not a curated record